Molecule: messenger RNA, 4020 nt
Organism: Brassica rapa (field mustard)
Lineage: Eukaryota; Viridiplantae; Streptophyta; Magnoliopsida; Brassicales; Brassicaceae
Product: transcription factor MYB12
Source: RefSeq, a predicted model, not a curated record
AGUACUACAUGUUGUAAGAUAAAUUGAUAAUGGUUAUUUGUAGUGAGAUGUGUCGUUGGUAUUUAAUAUCAACAAUACUUAGCUCUCUUUUUUUAAGUUGAGGCACUAUGGACGUAAAACUCAUCCAUCUCCUCAAUCGGGAUCGAACCCCCUCGAUUUCUUUGCAACACACGUAAGCAAAAAAACUCGAAAAACCAUAUCAUAACGUUUUUUUCUUCUUCUUUUUUUCGGGGCAUGUCAUAGUGUCAUACCUUUAAAACUCAAAUGAAAAAUAUUUAGCUUACAAAUGUUAUUCUAUUUCCUAGUUGUUACCUGACCCGGUCCAGGAUGGAAGCCCAAAAUCAUAGGGGCGACUGGGUCGUAAGUCUUGAUUAAACUUAAAUUCUUGUUGGUAAACAGAAGAGUGUACCUGUAUUCUUUAAGAUAUAGAAAAAUUGCACCCUAUAACCAAACAAAAAUCUCAGAUUAAAUAAUUAACCAAAACUUUCAUCUCUUCCUAUCUCUCUCUCCUCUUUCUAGAAAUCUAAUUUUGUUUUUAUUUUGUUUUUUUCACCAAUUCUACCUACGAUUAAUGGAAGCAGUUUGAUGAAAAAAAAUGAUAGCAGGUUUAAUGAAGGAGUUGAACAAAUCAACUGCACUAUAUUCUCUCCGCAUAGGCAUAAAAAGCAAGACAUAUAACUCAUGGUAGAGAUCAGACUGAAGAGCAAGCUUGGCAGGAUGAUCGAUGUUUGUGGUUCCUAAGGUUUUUCAUAUGGAGAAAGCUAAAGGCGACAACAUAGACAAUCGUCCCCAGAUGAACAAGCAUGUAUGUAGAGUUGGUACUCCUUGUAUAAUAAAUCACUGAUACUCUCAACUUCUUACAAUUGUGUUUAUGAUUGUAGGGUCUUCAUCGUCUAUAACAAAGUUUAGUAUUGCAUAAUAGCUAAGUUUUCUUUGUUCUUGGAGAUUCUCGAAAUAAAACCAACCAAUAUUAGCUCGACUAUAUAGUUGUUCGAGCGAAGAUUAGUUGGGUUUUGGUAUACUACUAAAAAAACUUGCAAUUAGGAAAAUGAAUAGUAGUACUAUGUACUAUGGUCUUUCUCAACACAAUAUGAAACGGCAAAUAAAUGGCAUGUGGGGAACACGUAGUUAAAUGAGCAGUAAAUGGGAAACAUAUUUUUGUUGGUUGUCCUCAUACUUUCGUGUAAUGUGUUAGAUAAGGAAACUUGUAAAAUUUAAUUCUCUAGUGAUUCCAUAAGAUCCCUACGAAUAUAUAAUUGGUAGUUCAGUAUUUGUACUGCCAAAGGAUAUGGCCGAUGAUACCUCUUAAUUAGGUUGUUUGCAUGUAUAUGUUAACCAAUGUGACUCGUUUCACUUGAUUAGGACCAAACACAACCGGAGCUAGACAUUAGUUUUACAUGGGUCAUUUAUUCAUUUAUUAUAGCUAAAAAGGGAAGUGUAGUAUUUGAACUCAAGACAUGGGGUCAUAAAAGAAAGUUUUACCAGUUCACCACAAUAAUAAUUAUGAUAACAAGCCUAUAACUUAAAUUUUAUAGAUUUCAUGUGGGUCCUCUUGAACUGGCUCUGCCACUGAACACAGCGACUACAUUUUAUCACUUUGUUUUAAGUUUCAAAUUUAAAAUGACCUCCUUUUACAUUUUGCUUCGAUGCACAUAUAGAAAGCAAACGGGUGAUAAUUCUACAAGAGGAAGAUCUAAUCGAGAGUUUUGAGGUUUUUUGUCUACGAUUUCUCUUAAUAACAAACUUUUUUGCCAUUAAGGUAAAAAAAUGAGUAUUACAACUUGUAGUUUGGACUAAUCAAUAUAUAGUGUGAUGUGAGGAAACUUUGUUCUCGUAAUUUUGAUAUGAUGUAUGCAUAGUUGAAAUGGUGCCGGCUUAUCGCUAAUGUAAGCUUACGCAUAUUUACGAAGGCACACGUGUUAUGUAGUUCGAGCAAAGCGUCAAAGACCAUCUGGUCAACCUCAACGGAUCAAGAUUCGGAUAUUUAUAUAUUAUAUUCAGAUUAUGCGAUUACUAUUUGAUCUACGUAUUCACGUGACCAUCAACAACUAUAUACAUCUCUCAAUUUAUGCAUACACGUAGGUACAUACACAAAAAAAUGGUUAAGAAAUCAAAAGAAAACUUUUUAAAAAGAAAAAGCGAUGACAAUGAUCUAGUUAGGCACACACUAGAAUUAACGUCUAAAAGAACCACGAAAAGGAAAAGCGAUGACAAUGAUCUAGGCAGGCACACUAUACAAUUAGCGUCUAAAAGAACCACGACGAGCCUAAACGGACCGAUCACGAGUCUCUCGACGGUGAAUAAGCCACGACUUCAGUCUCCUUCUACGCCAACGUGGCACCUCCUAUACCAUACACGUGUCAUCAUCUCCAUUCCCCUCGAAAGCUCGAGCUCAUUAGUCAUCUUUUUAAUUAAUUGUCGAUCUUUCGCUAUAAAUACCAACUCAGUCACUAUUCCUUCUAUUGUCUGUAACACAGUAACUUAUGGCGUGCAUAGACACACUCUCUCUCCCAUUUGCUUGACUUUUGUGGUCAGUGAGAGAAUCAUAAAUAGUCACACGUAUAUAUAACCACCGCCGGAGAAGAUGGGAAGAGCGCCGUGUUGCGAGAAGGUCGGGAUAAAGAGAGGGCGGUGGACAGCGGAGGAAGACCAGAUUCUCUCCAGCUACAUUCAAUCCAAUGGCGAAGGCUCUUGGAGAUCUCUCCCCCAAAAUGCCGGAUUAAAAAGGUGUGGAAAGAGCUGUAGAUUGAGAUGGGUUAAUUAUCUUAGAUCUGACCUCAGGCGUGGGAACAUAACUCCAGAAGAAGAAGAACUCGUUGUCAAAAUGCAUUCCACUUUGGGAAACAGGUGGUCACUGAUUGCGAGUCAUCUACCCGGGAGAACAGACAACGAAAUAAAAAAUUAUUGGAACUCUCAUCUCAGCCGUAAACUCCACUACAUCAGAAAGUCUCACGACGUCCCCGCCGUAAUCAUGAACGCUCCUCCGACGUCACAACGUCUGCCGGAGAAACGGAGACUAGGGAGAACCAGCAGAUCCGCCAUGAAACCCAAAACUCACAAACCAAAAACUAGAAAAACUAAGAAAACGUCUGCAUCGCCAGAGCUAGACUCCAACGUAGUAGUUAACGCGGUGGUGGGAGAAGAGGCAUUAAUGAUAGAGUUAAGUGGAGCCGAGGCUGACCUAGGACCACGUGAUGACUACUACUAUGGAGCGUGUCACGAAGUAGGAGACUGUUGCAAUACUAAUAAUAAUAAUAAUAAUCUCAUGAGCAUUAAUAUUAAUGGUGACAGUGGAGUUUUGUCCUUUGAUGAACAUGACAUCAUUGAUCUUUUGUUGGACGAGUCAGAUCCAGGCAACGUGUUUACAUCGAGUGUUGGUGAUGGGGAGUUGAGUCCUUUAGGAGACUCUACGAUAGCCAGAGGGUCAUCAGAGACUUCAAACCUAGGUAACCUCGAAUGUCUUCAGCCUUGUCGGUCGGUGGAGUCGUUUCUCAACUACGAGCAUCAAGUCAACGAUGCGUUGACGGAUGAGUUUAUUGAUUGGGACUGUGUUUGGCAAGAAGGUAAUAAGAGCAAUAAACUUUGCGAUGAGAAAGAGGCUUCUGAUCCAGUGGUGUCGUGGCUUUUGAACGGUGACGAUGAGGCCACGAUCGGGCAAAGUAACUGCGAAAAAUUUGGGGAACCGUUGGAUCAUGACGAGGAAAAUGCGUUGGUCGCUUGGCUUCUGUCUUGAAGAUGUUAAUGAUUUGUGUUAAGUUUGUAGUCUUUCGUGCAACUACAGUUGGAGUCCACUCCAUGUGGUGACGGUGUCAUCUCAACUUGUGCGCGUAUGCCUUCUGGUAUGCUUAUUGCAAUAAAACGGGUUUUGAAAGAUCAAAAUAACAUAUCAUCGUUUCUAAAGGAAAACCUAUAUAUUUUCCCGUCCUACUUAUUACCAUUUUUUAUGUAAUUUAAUAAAGAGGUACAAGAUGUAUGAGUAGAACCGUUUAAAGUAUAUGAACUAUUAGCAAUUAGGAUGCA